AUGCAGCGACUCCCAUCCUCCCUGCGCGGGACUAACCGCGCGCACCAUCAUCUCCAGAUCCGAAGCACAAGAACCUAUGCAACGCAACCAGCUUCUUCUGCUCACUCCGCCGUCAACUACGCGCACCAACUCCGUACCCUCGAGCAACUAAAGCAAGGCUCGAAGCGGCCGCUCACCCUGACCGAGAAACUCCUCUACAGCCACCUGAUCACCUCUGGCAACCGCGAAUGGAAUCUUGAGAAGAUUCAGCGCGGCCAGAGCAUUCUGGAACUGCGCCCGGACCGGGUGGCGUGCCACGAUGCGACGGCCACCAUGGCGUUGUUGCAGUUCAUCAGCGCGGGCUUGCCCCGCGUGGCCGUGCCCACCACCGUGCAUAGCGAUCACCUCAUCAUCUCCGAAAAAGGGUCAGAAGAGGAUUUGCGACGGGCGGAGACGGAGCAUCGCGAGGUGUAUGAGUUCCUGAGCAGUGCGUCGAAGAAAUACGGGAUCGGGUUCUGGAAGCCUGGUUCGGGGAUUAUCCAUACGGUUAUUUUUGAGAAUCAUGCUGUGCCUGGUGGGUUGAUUAUUGGAACGGAUUCGCACACACCCAAUGCAGGAGGGCUGGGGAUGCUGGGAAUCGGGGUUGGAGGCGCGGAUGCCGUAGAUGCAAUGUCGGGGAUGCCCUGGGAGCUGGUGGCGCCGAAGGUGGUCGGUGUGCGGCUGACAGGACAGUUGCAGGGCUGGACCUCCACGAAGGAUAUCAUAUGCAAGUUGGCGGGCCUGUUGAGCGUCUCCGGGGGUAAAGGACGGGUCAUUGAGUUCUUCGGCCCCGGCACGCAGACACUGGGCGCAACCGCCAUGGCCACCAUCUGUAACAUGUCCGCCGAGAUCGGCUCCACCUCGUGCAUAUUCCCCUACUCGGAUGCCAUGGGUCGGUACCUGAAGGCCACCGGACGAGCGGACAGUGCGGAGCGGAUCGAGGCUGGAAACACGAGAUCCACGCUGUUAACGGCGGAUGAGGGCUCGGACGACUACUACGAUCAGAUCAUCGAGCUGGACCUGACCACCCUGGAGCCCCACGUCAACGGCCCAUACACCCCCGACCUGGCGCACCCGAUCUCGAAGCUGAAGGAUGCGGUGGCCGGGCAGGAUUGGCCCGUGGAGCUGAGCCACGCCAUGGUCGGCAGCUGCACCAACAGCUCCUACGAAGACCUAGACAAAGCCCGUCAGAUCGUGUCGCAGGCCCGUGCAGCGGGGAUCACCAAGUUCAAGACCCCGUUCAUGGUUUCCCCAGGAAGUGAACGCAUCCGCGCGACAGCCGAGGCCGAUGGUAUCUUGCAGGAGUUACGCGAUGCCGGAGCCAAGGUUCUGAGCAGCUCGUGCGGACCCUGCGUCGGCUCCUGGGACCGCAAGGAUGUGGCAAAGAAGCAGAAGAACUCGGUGAUCUCGAGCUUCAACCGCAACUUCAUCGGUCGUCAUGACAGCAACCCAGCGACGCACUCCUUUGUCACCUCGCCGGAACUGGUGACUGCGUUUGCCUACGGCGGGCGAUUGGACUUCAACCCGCUGACGGAUAGUAUCGCCUCAGAUAAAGGCAAUGUGCGACUGAGUCCUCCGGUCGGCGAGGAACUGCCCACACAGUUCGAAAGUGGACAGGACCUGUUUCAGCCACCGUCGAGUGACGGGGGCGCUGAAGCGGUGGCUAUACACUCCGACUCUGACCGCUUGCAACUGCUGAAACCCUUCCCGGCCUGGCAGAAGGGCGCGGCACAGACAAUGGAGCUGCUCAUCAAAGUGAAGGGCAAGUGCACGACAGACCAUAUUUCCCCCGCCGGUCCGUGGUACAAGUACCGGGGCCAUCUGGAAAACAUCAGCAACAACAUGCUUACCACCGCGACCAAUGCGUUCCUCCCCGCGAAUGACCCGCAAUUACUGGGUCAUACCCACCACCCUAUCACAUCUGAGUUGCAGGUUGUACCGCAGGUGGCGCGGGACCUCAAGCAACGCGGAGUGAGGUGGUGUAUUGUGGGUGAUCACAACUACGGCGAGGGCAGCUCGCGGGAGCACGCCGCUCUUGAGCCCCGGUAUCUGGGAGGCGUCGCGGUGAUUGCACGCUCCUUCGCGAGAAUCCACGAGACCAAUCUGAAGAAGCAGGGUAUGCUGCCUUUAACCUUUGAGGAUCCAGCUACAUACGAUCGUAUUGCCGAGGGCGACCGGGUUUCAUUGAUUGGCGUUGAGGAGGGCGAGCUUGCCCCGAACUCGCAGGUGGUCAUGCGAGUCACACCCCGAGAGGGUCAGGCGUGGGAGGCCAAGCUGAAUCAUAGCUAUCAUGCUGGUCAAAUCGCGUGGCUACGGGCUGGAAGCGCCUUGAACCAUAUCAAAGCGACUGCUCUCUCGUGA
Messenger RNA from Aspergillus aculeatus ATCC 16872, 2379 nucleotides. RefSeq lists its product as uncharacterized. The record is from RefSeq and is a predicted model, not a curated record. Lineage: Eukaryota; Fungi; Ascomycota; Eurotiomycetes; Eurotiales; Aspergillaceae. The transcript is spliced from 3 exons. Gene Ontology annotation, molecular function: aconitate hydratase activity; 4 iron, 4 sulfur cluster binding. Gene Ontology annotation, cellular component: cytosol; mitochondrion. Bases 1 to 2379 code for a protein of 792 amino acids. Gene Ontology annotation, biological process: tricarboxylic acid cycle.